CCGUAGCCCUGGCCUAAGGACGAGGUCGGGGGAGUCGAUCGCCCCGACCCCGACCUCAGCACGCCGCCUGAUGUCCACAAGAUGGAGGCAGCGGGGACGGCGGCGGCGUGAAAGAGGCGGGUCCGGGCCGGAGCAGGUGCUUCGCCGGCGGCGGCGGCUGGCGGGGAUGGAGCUGCUCUGGGUCAUCUCAAUUUCUGCCCUUGCCGGCUCCUUCCUUACGCUCUUCCUUCAGUUUCUGUUGUUCUAUUGGAGUAGGCCCAAGAAGCCCCUGCCGGAGUCCACCGAAGACUUGAUUUAUACCUCCCCUGUGCCGGGCCUUCUCCUUCGCGACUACCUCUAUGGCGGCUUCGGGAAAAGGAAGAAGUCCAGUGUGAACACCGGCCACCGGGCCACCAAGAUGUCGCGCGCCGUGGAGACCUGCUACUUCCUCAACGCUAUCAUUCUGUUCCUGUUUCGGGAGCUACGGGACACGACCGUGACACGGCACUGGGUCACCAAGAAGAUCAAAGUGGAGUUCCAGGACCUGCUGCGGAGCAAGACGGCAGGCAGGGUGCUGGAAGGCUUGAGCUUGCGGGAAGUGUACCUGGGUCAGGCUGUACCCUUCGUCAGGACUGUCCGCCUCCUCCGACCGGUGGUGCCCUCGUACACUGGCGAGCCUGAGGCCUCCACCCACAGUCCAGACGAGCUUCCCACCGCCUGCCCGGAGGAACUCAUAUUUGAGCUGGACGUGGAGUACAAUGGUGGUUUCCACAUGGCCAUCGACGUGGACCUUGUCUUUGGCAAGUCCGCCUACUUGUACGUCAAGCUGGCCCGCAUGAAGGGCAAGAUUCAGCUGGUCUUCACCCGCACACCCUUCACUCACUGGGCCUUCUCGUUCGUGGACGACCCAGUGAUGGAUUUAGAGGUGCAGUCCCAGUUCGAGGGGCACCCCAUGCCGCAGCUCACCUCCAUUAUCAUCAACCAACUCAAAAAGGUCAUUAAACGGAGGCACACCAUACCCAACUACAAGAUCAGAUUCAAGCCAUUUUUCCCAUAUGAAACAAUGAUGGAAGAAAAUGAAGAGCUUCUAUACAUACAGCAGUAUGGACUUAAGGAAGGCCGCCUUAAAAUAUCAUUACUAGAAUGCAGCAGGUUAAUGGUUUUUGGAUCGUAUGAAAGAGAAGCAAAUAUUCAUUGCACACUUGAGUUGAGCAGUUCUAUUUGGGAAGAAAAACAGAGGACUUCUGUCAAAGUGGUUGAAGUAGUGAAAGGAAAUUUACCAAGUGUUGGACUUACACUUCGUCUGGUGCAGUCAUCUGAUGGAUGUUGCGGACAUGUCGUAAUUGAGACUGUAAUACCACAUUCCCCUGCUGCACUUGCAGAUCUUCAGCGGGGAGACAGAAUUGUAGCAAUCGGAGGAAUUAAAAUCACAUCUACAGUCCAGGUGUUAAAGCUCAUCAAGCAAGCUGGUGAAAAAGUAAUGGUGUGUUAUGAAAGGCCUGUGGGCCAGAGUAAUGCAGGGGUAACAUCACAGGAGAGUUUGGGGCAAGUGGAAUUUCUGACAACCCCCCCAAAUGAUGACGAGGUUAUGCCUGGCCUUUUAAUGGAGGGUGAACGCAAAGAAGCAGAUUUAGAAUUUGAAGAUUUGGCAUCCUAUCUCAAGUCACAAAAUUAUUCCAAAGAUGAGGUUCAAACAUUAAGUUCUAGUCCUAAACAUUGUCUCAUGACAGUUGGUAAGCCUUCUGGGUCUGCCUCACCAGUCUUAAGUCUUAAAUCAGCAAGUAACAUGUCACGAUCAGUCAGAUCUCUGGCAUCUAAAACCUCUGAUUCUUCAGACUCAGGGCAAUCAUCAACAAGAACAUCACAGAUAUCUCUUUUUAAGACUCAGUCACCAAAACAGCAAAGAAAAUUGUUUCUAGCACCUAUUGAUGAUACUAACCAAACAGAAUCAGAUAUAGAAAGAAUGGAUAAAGUGCUUUUUUCUGCACAAACAGAUAAAGAAAAGUCAGUAAUGAUUGAUCAGACAGAAGACUCAUUUUUUUCAAGACAAAUGGCAAAAGAUUACUUUUAUGAAGGUGUUCACAAGGACAGUGCAGAUGACCAAACAUGGGAAUCAUCAGAAAUUCCUUAUAUUCGUAAACUAGGCAAAUGGACAAGAAUGAAAGGGACUUGUAUAUUUGACAUAGAAGCCUACCAUAGGUACCUGAAUGUUGCAUUGUGGUGCAGAGAUCCUUUCAAGCUGAGUGAUCUCAUCUGCUUGGGACAUGUUAGUAUAAAACUUGAAGAGAUCGCUUUGGGCUGUUUAGCUACUUCCAACUUGGAAUACCUUGCAAAAUUCCAGUUGAAUGCUCCAACACCCAAAGCUAUGGCUAGCAGAUCUACACUGCGAAAUAUGAGCAUGAAAACAGGAUUUAAUGAGAAAUUUUGUUAUGGUGACAUUACCAUACAAUUCAAAUAUUUGAAAGAAAGUGAACACGAACAACUUCUGGAUCUUCUCAGGAAAGAAAAAGAAAGUAGCCUGCUAGAGGAGGCAUCUGCCUAUAAUAAAGAUGAUGAUUUUGAUGGUCCAAUAGGUUCUGCAGAAAAUAAACAUGCUUUCCAAGACACUCAAUUCCAGAACCCAACAUGGUGUGACUACUGUAAGAAGAAAGUCUGGACUAAGGCAGCUUCCCAGUGUAUAUAUUGUGCCUAUGUUUGCCACAAAAAAUGUCAAGAAAAAUGCUUUUCUGAAAGCCCAGUUUGUAUAGGACCUAGGAAGCAACCCAGCCGGUUAUUUAAAAACUUAAGGCUAGAAGGACAAGAAAGUAUCUUAGGGUUGCAGCCUCGUGCUGAUACUGAAGCUUCUAAAUCAGCUGGGAAAAGUGCAGGUAUAACCAGGCACCUAUUGAACACCAGCUCUCGUUUCUUAAACUUGCGACAAGGUUCCAGAAGAGCCCCGGAUGAACAAAUUCUUGAAUUGACAGAUCCCUCACUCAAGUCAAUACCAACCACCUCUGAUAAUGAGAUGAGUGAUCCAGAAGUGUGUGGUCUAAACAGUCCUUGCAGACAGAGAGAUAACACAGGAAUCAAAUUGGCAAGGAAGGAAGGAGGCCUGGAUGACAGUGUCUUCAUCGCAGUUAAAGAAAUUGGCCGUGACCUUUAUCGGGGCUUACCUACCGAGGAGAGAUUCCAGAAGCUAGAAUUCAUGUUAGAUAAACUGCAAAAUGAAAUUGACCAGGAAUUGGAGCAUAACAAUUCGCUUGCUAGAGAAGAGAAAGAGACAACCGAUUCAAAGAAAAAAGCACUCAUUUUGAGUGCUUUGGCUAAAUCAGGUGAAAGACUACAAGCUCUAACUCUUCUUAUGAUUCACUACAGAGCAGGUAUUGAAGACCUAGAAUUAGAGACGCUCUAUCACACCAAAAAAGCGCCUAAAUAUGCAGAAGAUGCAGAAGAAGACCUUCAUAAUGAAAUACGCCAACUAAUGGAGACUCAACCUUUUGACAGUCUAUCAGAUGAAUUAUUUGACCCAUCUGAACCUCUGUAGUAGACUGGACUGCCUAUUUAACCUUCCAAACAAUAGCAGAAAAAAAAUUUACACUUACUAAAAUAUAUCAGAUACACCCACAUUUAACACUCUUAGAAUAUGUAUGGCCUGCUUCUCCACAUUUAUUGCCUGUCUAAUAGCAAAAAAAAAAAUGAUAGGUUUGGUUUGUUUGUAUUUCCCAGCAAAAUACAUGACCAUUUGAGUUGACUAAGUUGGUUGAUUUGGAUUGUAUUAUAAUGUGCUUUGGGGGUUAACAAUGGGAAUUUAUUUUUAUUAAUUUAUUUUUCACUUUUUCUAUUAUGUAAACUAACAUUUCAUGUUGAUAUUGUUUUCCUUUUUGGUUUCUGAAUUUGUGUUAAAAUAGGAUGCUGUCAAAAUUCUUAAAGUUUUUCAUUUACAUCAUGGUAAUGGUUAUACUUACUGCAUGCCCAAACUGACAACACAGCAAUCAUUAAGAGAAAAGGUUUUGAAACUUUUGAUCAUGUUAAAUUGAUUUUUGUCUCAAAUCAA
Gracilinanus agilis (Agile Gracile Mouse Opossum) is the source of this 4012-nucleotide messenger RNA. RefSeq names its product PDZ domain containing 8 (gene PDZD8). Gene Ontology annotation, cellular component: mitochondria-associated endoplasmic reticulum membrane contact site. Gene Ontology annotation, biological process: mitochondrial calcium ion homeostasis. NCBI's taxonomy places the organism in Eukaryota, Metazoa, Chordata, Mammalia, Didelphimorphia, Didelphidae. The coding region runs from base 71 to 3502 and encodes 1143 amino acids. Gene Ontology annotation, molecular function: lipid binding; protein binding. The record is from RefSeq and is a predicted model, not a curated record. The transcript has 5 exons.